CUGUGUCCCUCGGACACAACGGAUCACGGAAAGAGCCGAAGAUGUCGGCUCGGUCAUGUGAUCAGCUGUGCCCAAUCACAGCUGAUCACAUGGGACAUGUACACUGAUCAUCAGGGUACUGAUGAUCAGUGUGCCCUGAUGAUCAGUGUGGCACCAGAAGUGCCACCUGUCAGUGUCCAUCAGUGCCAGCAGUCAGUGAUCAGUGCCACAUGCCAGUGCCCAUCAGUGCCACAUCAAUGCCACAUAUCAGUGCAUACCAGUGCACAUCAAUGCCACAUAUCAGUGCCCAUCUGAGCUGCCUUUCAAUGUCACCCAUCAGUGCCAGUCAGUGCCACCCAUCAAUGCCAAUCAGUGCCACCUAUCAGUGCUGCCAAUCAGUGCCACCUAUCAGU
Molecule: messenger RNA, 392 nt
Organism: Staurois parvus
Lineage: Eukaryota; Metazoa; Chordata; Amphibia; Anura; Ranidae
Source: the annotation of a GenBank genome assembly